Molecule: messenger RNA, 3715 nt
Organism: Humulus lupulus (European hop)
Lineage: Eukaryota; Viridiplantae; Streptophyta; Magnoliopsida; Rosales; Cannabaceae
Product: transcription initiation factor TFIID subunit 4b
Exons: 14
Coding region: 193-3105 (970 amino acids)
Biological process (GO): transcription initiation at RNA polymerase II promoter
Cellular component (GO): transcription factor TFIID complex
Molecular function (GO): protein heterodimerization activity; DNA binding; RNA polymerase II general transcription initiation factor activity
Source: RefSeq, a predicted model, not a curated record
ACUCGUCAUUAUAUAAGUAUGUUCAACACUCUUUGUCUUAAAAUUUCAGCUUAAUUAGGCUCCUUCAUUCUUCCAAUUUCACAAAAAAAAAUCUUUUUAAAUUCCUCGUCUCAUUGCAAAUCCCACAAUCUUGGCUUCGAUCGAUCAGAGAGAUUUCUCUCCAUUGCGGCUCGACGCAUUACGCAAAUCACCAUGGACCCCUCUAUUAUGAAGAAGCUCCUUGAAGAUGACGAGGACGAAAGCAUGCAUUCAGGGGCUGAUGUGGAAGCUUUCCAGGCUGCCCUAAAUAGAGACAUUGGAGGGGAUGCCUCCGCUUCUCAUCCCUCUGAGCCAGGCUCCGAGGUUUUGUCCCAAGGGAGCAGUAACACUUCUACUCAGUCAUUACCACAGUUCCCGGUGGCUACCCAAGAUGAAAGUGCAAAUUAUCGAAUUCAACAAGAUCAAAACAGUGCACAGCCGCAAACAGUGAAUUCAUCUGAGCAGGAGCAAGUGAAACAUGGAUCAGUUCCUGAGAACAUGCAGCAGCAGCAGCAACAACAACAACAUAAUAAUAAUAAUACAUCACAGGAACCCAAGGACCUUGGUUUGCCUCCUAUGCCGUCCCAAGAUGAACGUCAACAGAAGCAUUCUGAACAAAAUCCCCUCCACACUUCUCAAGCUACCGGGAUGCAGAUGUCUGGAAAAGCUCCUGUCUUGAUGCAGGAACCAGAGAGACCACCUCCUCCAGACAAUGAAUCACAAUACGUAAAACUCCAGAAGAUGAGUAAUCAACAGGCUACGGUCUCCGAUCAGCCGACCAACCCACCAGCAGGUCGUACUAAACAAGUACCCUUUGGCUUGUUAUUGCCUGUUUUAAUGAAUCAACUUGAUAAAGAUAAGGGCAUGCAACUUCAAGAAUUAUUUGGUAAACUCAAGAAAGAAGAAAUCACCAAAGAGUCAUUUGUCCGUCUCAUUAGAGGUGUUGUUGGGGAGCAGGUGCUCAAAUUAGCAGUACUUACAGUGCAAUCACAGAUGCAGUCCCAAGCAUCAGUGCGUAAACAGCCUCAAGGGGUGCCAUCUGUCAAUACGGGGGCCACACAGUUUACCGAUCCUCGUUCAUUUGCACAAGUCCAUCAGAAGGGUACAAGCUCUUCUGCAGAUGUCUCACACAUACCUGCUUCAAGGGGCCAAUUACAGACCAAUCCAAGCCACCAAAUCAUGGACAAAAGUGUUCAAAUGUUAAGAGAGGGAGAUCGCCAGUCAGACUUUCAUGGAAAGCUUGCUAAUCAAAUGCCUUUGUCAACUGUGGUAACCACCAAUCAAGAGAGAGAUUCUAUGCAGCAUGGAUUUAAAAGGCAACAGCAGCAACAUCAACAGCAACAGUUGCACUUUCCACAGACAUCCUUUUCCUCCUAUGGGAAUAAUGGUAGUCGUUCUCACUUGUUUUCUGGGACAAAUGCCAAUACUUCAACAUUGUCUGUCAAAUCACAACCACAUGAUUCACAAAUGAGGCAAAUCUCUCAACAUCAAAGCAUGGGAUCAGCUCAGUCAGGUGGGGAAACACAUGGUGUGAACGUCAUGGGUGUCUCCAAAUUGGAAAGGCAAAAUGUAAUGAAUGAUCCUAGUCGAAUGCAUGGUGGAAGUCUUUCUCAUUUUGCAAACAAUUCAACCAUUCAACAGAAUCUGGUUCCUUGGCAACCCCCAACAAAUAAAGAUCAGAGUGCUGGCCCAUUAUCAUCAAUGUCUUACGUAAAACCUGAACCCGUUGAGCAGGCUAUUGAGCUUCAGCACAAGACUGCAUCAUCUUCACAGGGAUCACCUUCAGUUUCUGCGGCACAGUUUGAACAGAGAAACACAUUUUCUGGAACUUUAAGAGAUGAGUCUUUAGAGAAGCAGCCGUCAAGAAUGGGUUUUCCAACUUCUGCUGGGGUUGUUCCAUCAUUAUCCACAAGCAUGGCACCCCCACAUUCACUUUCUUCUUCCAUGCCUAUGCAGCCAGAUCCCAGUGUCCCGUUAGGAGCUCGGGCACCUUCUGGACUUUCUCCAGCUGGAGUUAGUAAUAAGACACCUCCAAAAAAACCUUCUCUUGGCCAGAAGAAACCGCUUGAAGCACUUGGCUCUUCACCACCACCAGCAGGUAAGAAGCAAAAAGUCUCUGGCAACUUUUCCGAUCAAAGCAUUGAGCAACUUAAUGAUGUUACUGCCGUUAGUGGAGUUAACCUUAGGGAGGAGGAAGAACAGCUCUUUUCUGUGCCCAAGGAGGAUAGCCGAGUAUCUGAAGCUUCUCGAAAAGCUGUGCAGGAAGAAGAAGAAAGGUUGAUCUUGCAGAAGAUUCCCCUGCAGAAAAAAUUAGCAGAAAUCAUGGCCAAAUGUGGUUUGAAAAACAUAAGCAAUGAUGUGGAGCGAUGCUUAUCAUUGUCUGUGGAGGAAAGGAUGCGUGGACUAAUAGAAAAUUUAAUCAGAAUGUCAAAGCAGCGUGCUGAUUCUGAAAAGGCACGACACCAGACUAUCACCACAUCAGAUAUACGGCGUCAAAUUAUGAUGAUGAAUUUAAAAGCUAGGGAAGAGUGGGAAAAAAAACAGGCUGAGGCAGAAAAGCUUCGUAAAGAAAAUGAACCUGAGAAUAAUAAUGGAGUUGAUGGUGAAAAGGAGAAAGAUGAAGGUCGUUCUAAAUCAUUGAAGGGGCAACCGAACAAAGAGGAAGAUGACAAAUUGAGGACAACAGCUGCAAAUGUGGCCGCACGAGCUGCUGUUGGAGGAGAUGAUAUGCUUUCAAAAUGGCAGCUUAUGGCUGAACAAGCCAGACAAAAACGUGAAGGAGGGACAGAUGCUGCAUCUGGCUCUCAACCAGGUAAAGAUGUGAGCCGAAAAACUUCUUCAACACCUGGAAGAACCACAAAGGACCAUCACGAGGCUGAGAAAAGAAGUGGUACUGCCUUUUUUGCCUCUUCAGGUGGGAGAAAAUUUGGAAGAAAUCAAGGCGUCUCGCCCCAAACUAAGGUGCCCCGUGGUAAUAUAACAAUCAAGGAUGUAAUCGCUGUCCUCGAAAGGGAACCUCAGAUGUCUAGGUCCACCCUUAUAUAUCGCUCAUAUGAAAAAGUUCGAUCUGAUGCGGCUGCUGAAUGAUCCAAUGAAACAGUUUCUCCCUUUGAUUCUACCAAUAGCAGGUUUUACCACUAAAGCUUAAAUCUACAUAGACAGAACAGGGUAAAACAGGUGCCUCAAAAACAUGAUGGACAAGAUGGUUUGGUUUGGUUUGGUUGAACCAGGGUGUGGUGGAGUUGGAAAAUCAUCCUCAAUUUGGACUGGUAAGCUUGCUGAGAGAUUCGGGCUUGUACAGCAAAGCUGAGUGUAUGUGCAUUGGUAUGAUAUAUCUCACUCCCUCUCUAUAUUUAUACAUAUAUAAUAGUUUGACUUGUUUUGUUUUAGCUUACUGAGGAAAAGACAGCGACAAAUAGAAUAAAACGGCAUGUCGUUUUAUUUGAAAAAAACUAAUUUAGGAAAACGACAUUUUGUUUACUCUACACAGCUUUGUUAAUAACAAGAGACAUGUUUUUGCUUCUUGUUGCUGGCAGACUCAAUAUAAUAUAAGAGAAAUUGUUUAAAAUUACUUUUUUUUUUUUUUUUUAAUUUUUUGACUUUAGUUCUCUAAAUUAUGAGAAGUUAUUUUGUAAAGAAUUAUUAAAACUAGUUUAGAGUGUAAAAUAAUUUUAAAAAAUAGUUUAUUUUGCCAAAA